AUGCGCGGCGGCGGGCGCCGGGCGCUGCCGCUGGUGCUGGCGGCGCUGGCGGCCCUGGCGCUGCCCCGCGGCUGCGGCGCCGCCAUGGACGAGUGCGCGGAGGAGCGGAGCGGGCGGCCGCAGCGCUGCAUGCCCGAGUUCGUCAACGCCGCCUUCAACGCCACGGUGGUGGCCACCAACACGUGCGGGUCGCCGGCCGAGGAGUACUGCGUGCAGACCGGCGUCACCGGCGUCACCCAGUCCUGCCACCUCUGCGACGCCGCCCAGCCCCACCUGCGGCACGGCGCCGCCUUCCUCACCGACUACAACAGCCAGGCCGACACCACCUGGUGGCAGAGCCAGAGCAUGCUGGCCGGCGUGCAGCACCCCGCCGCCGUCAACCUCACCCUGCACCUGGGAAAGGCCUUUGACAUCACGUACGUGCGUCUGAAGUUCCACACGAGCCGGCCGGAGAGCUUUGCAAUCUACAAACGCACCAGGGAAGAUGGCCCAUGGGUGCCCUACCAGUACUACAGCGGGUCCUGUGAGAGCACCUAUAACAAAGUCAAUCGGGGUUUUAUUCGGACUGGAGAGGAUGAGCAGCAGGCACUCUGCACAGAUGAGUUCAGUGACAUCUCCCCUCUCACUGGGGGCAACGUGGCUUUCUCAACGCUGGAGGGGCGACCCAGUGCCUACAACUUUGACAACAGCCCUGUGCUACAGGAAUGGGUGACGGCUACUGACAUCAGGGUGAGCCUCAACCGUCUGAACACCUUCGGAGAUGAAGUUUUCAAUGACCCCAAAGUUCUCAAGUCAUAUUACUAUGCUAUUUCUGAUUUUGCUGUGGGUGGCAGAUGCAAAUGCAACGGUCAUGCAAGCGAGUGCGUGAGGAAUGAGCUUGGGAAGCUGGUCUGCAACUGCAAGCACAACACCUUUGGGGUCGACUGUGAAAAGUGCCUUCCUUUCUUCAAUGACCGGCCGUGGAGGAGAGCGACAGCAGAGAGUGCCAAUGAAUGCUUGCCUUGUGACUGCAAUGGGAGGUCCCAAGAGUGCUACUUCGACCCUGAGCUGUACCGCUCAACAGGCCACGGUGGCCACUGCGUGGGCUGCCAGGAUAACACCGACGGUGCCCACUGCGAGAGGUGCAGGGACAGCUUCUACCGCCUCGGGAGUGAGGAGGGAUGUCUGCCCUGCAACUGCAACCCAGUUGGCUCCCUCAGCACGCAGUGCGAUAGCUACGGCCAGUGCAGCUGCAAACCUGGCGUGAUGGGUGAUAAAUGUGACCGGUGCCAGCCAGGUUUCCACUCCCUCUCUGAGGCUGGGUGCAGGCCCUGUUCUUGCAAUUCUGCUGGUAGCACAGGUGAAUGCAAUGUCGAAACAGGACGGUGUACUUGCAAGGACAAUGUUGAAGGCUUCCACUGUGAGAGAUGCAAACCUGGGUUUUUCCAUCUGGAUCCCUCAAAUCCAAGAGGCUGUACCCCCUGCUUCUGUUUUGGACACUCCUCAGUUUGCACCAAUGCUGUUGGCUACAGCAUCUACAGCAUCACCUCCAGCUUCCAGUUCGGAGAGGAUGAGUGGCGUGCUGAACAACGCGACGGCUCAGAAGUCCCCCUCCAGUGGAGUGCAGAGACCCAGGAUAUCUCUGUCAUCUCAGACAGCUACUUCCCCAUGUAUUUUGUUGCACCACGCAAGUUCUUGGGCAACCAAGUUUUGAGUUAUGGUCAGAACCUGACCUUCUCCUUCCGUGUGGACAGACGAGACACACGCCUUUCUGCAGAGGACCUGGUGCUGGAAGGGGCUGGGCUGAGAGUGUCAGUGCCUCUCAUUGCCCAGGGCAACUCCUACCCCAGUGAGAGCCCACUGACCUACACCUUCAGGCUCCAUGAGGCCACUGAUUACCCGUGGAGGCCUGCUCUGUCUGCGUUCGACUUUCAGAAGCUUCUCCACAAUUUGACUGCCAUCAAGAUCCGUGGGACAUACAGCGAGAGAAGUGCUGGCCACCUGGAUGAUGUUACCAUCACAAGUGCUCUCCCUGGGCCCGGCGUGCCUGCAGCAUGGGUGGAGAGCUGCUCCUGUCCAGCAGGCUACGAGGGGCAGUUCUGUGAGCGCUGCUCCUCUGGGUACCGCCGAGAGACACCCGGUCUCGGGCCCUACAGCCCCUGCGUGCCUUGCACUUGCAACGGGCACAGUGAGACGUGUGAUCCUGAGACAGGUGUGUGCAACUGUAGGGAUAACACAGCGGGGUCUCACUGCGAGAAGUGCAGCGAUGGGUAUUACGGGGAUGCAACGGCAGGCACAGCCUCGGACUGCCAGCCCUGCCCGUGCCCCGGUGGCUCCAGCUGUGCCAUCGUGCCCCGCACAAGGGAGGUUGUGUGCACCAGCUGCCAGGCUGGCACUACAGGCAAAAGAUGCGAGCUGUGUGAUGAUGCCUAUUUCGGGGACCCACUUGGUGAGAACGGCGCUGUGAGGCCUUGCCGCCUGUGCCAGUGCAAUGACAACAUCGAUCCUAACGCUGUGGGGAACUGCAACCGCCACACAGGCGAGUGCCUCAAGUGCAUCUACAACACAGCCGGCUUCUACUGCGACCGCUGCAAAGACGGCUUCUUCGGGAACCCCCUGGCCCCCAACCCUGCUGACAAGUGCCGGGCAUGUCACUGUAAUCCCUAUGGCACUGUGAAUCAACAGACAAGCUGCAAUCAAGUGACGGGGCAGUGCGAGUGCCUCUCACAUGUCACCGAGAGGGACUGCAGUGCUUGCGAGCCUGGCUUCUUCAACCUCCAGAGCGGACGUGGCUGUGAGAGGUGUGACUGCCAUGCACUGGGCUCCACCAACGGCCAGUGCGACAUACGAACAGGGCAGUGCGAGUGCCAGCCUGGCGUCACCGGGCAGCGUUGUGACAGAUGUGAGGCCAACCACUUCGGAUUUGGCCCUGAAGGCUGCAAACCGUGCGACUGUGACCCUGAGGGUUCGCGUUCCCUGCAGUGCCGGGAGGACGGUCGCUGCGAGUGCAAGGAAGGCUUUGUGGGGACCCGCUGCGACCAGUGUGAGGAGAACUAUUUCUACAACCGGUCGUGGCCAGGCUGUCAGGAGUGUCCUGCAUGUUACCGACUAGUGAAAGAUAAGGUGGCAGAGCAGCGAGAGAGGCUUCAGGAGCUGGAAAAUCUUAUAGCGAAUCUGGGUACGGGAGAAGAAACUGUAACUGACCAAGCCUUUGAGGAGAGGUUGAAGCAGGCAGAAAGAGAUGUCAUGGAGCUGCUCCGAGAAGCACAAAACAGCAAAGACGUAGAUCAGGGCCUGAUGGAUCGUCUCAAAGACAUCAACAGCACACUAGUGAGUCAGCUCAACAGGCUGAGGAACAUCCAGAACACUGUGCAGGAGACGGAGGACUUAGCAGAGAAAGCCCGGAAACGGGUGGAAGCCACAGAAGACCUGAUCACGACAGCUUCUGAUAUGCUAGAGAAGGCAAAGAUGGCAGCUGACAAUGUGUCCAUUACACCUCCGGAGUCAACUGGCGACCCUAACAACAUGACUCUGUUGGCAGAAGAGGCCCGUAAGCUGGCUGAAAGACACAAGCAAGAAGCGGAUGAGAUUGUUCGUGUAGCCAAGGCAGCAAAUGAUACUUCCACAGAAGCGUAUCAGCUGCUGCUGAAGACCUUGGCUGGGGAAAACCAAACUGCGAAUGAUAUUGAUGAGCUCAACCAGAAAUACAAUCAAGCAAGGAACAUUUCUCGGGACCUAGAGAAACAGGCUGACAAGGUGCUUACAGAGGCAGAGGAAGCUGGAAACAAGGCCCUUCAAAUCUAUGCUAAUCUCACCAGUCUGCCCACCGUGGAUUCCACAGGGCUAGAGAAUGAAGCAAAUAAAAUCAAGAAGGAAGCAGAGGAGUUAGAUCAACUAAUAGCAAGGAAGCUGAAAGACUAUGAAGACUUGAGAGAAGACAUGAAAGGAAAGGAGCAGGAAGUAAAGAACCUUUUGGAGAAAGGGAAGACGGAGCAGCAGACUGCAGACCAGCUCCUGGCUCGAGCAGAUGCAGCAAAAGCCCUGGCUGAGGAAGCUGCUCGGAAAGGCAACGGCACACUGCAGGAGGCUAAUACCAUUCUCAGCAACCUGAAAGAUUUUGAUAAGCGGGUGAAUGACAACAAGACAGCAGCUGAGGAGGCACUGAAGAAGAUUCCUGCCAUCACCCGGACCAUUGCUGAAGCCAACAAUAAGACACGCCAGGCAGAGAUGGCACUUGGCAAUGCUGCUGCUGAUGCCCGCGAAGCCAAGGCUAAAGCAGAUGAUGCUGAGAAGAUUGCCAGUUCUGUUCAGAAGAGUGCUGCUGCUACCAGAGCUGAAGCUGACAAGACUUUCUCUGAUGUGACGGGGCUGGCCAAAGAAGUGGAUGACAUGAUGAAGCAACUCCAGGAAGCAGAAAAAGAACUGAAGCGGAAGCAAGAUGAUGCUGAUCAGGACAUGAUGAUGGCAGGCAUGGCUUCACGGGCAGCCCAGGAGGCAGAAGAGAAUGCAAGAAAAGCGAAGAACUCUGUGAACAGCUUGCUUACUGUCAUUAACGAUCUUUUAGAUCAACUAGGGCAACUGGAGACGGUGGACUUGAACAAACUGAACGAGAUUGAGGGUACCCUGAAUAGUGCCAAAGACCAGAUGAGAAGUAAUGACCUGGACCAGAAAGUGUCUUUGCUUGAGAGAGAAGCCAGGAAGCAAGAUGAUGCAAUACAGGCCUACAACAGGGACAUUGAGGAAAUCCUGAAAGACAUUAGCAACCUGGAAGACAUCAAGAAGACCUUGCCAUCUGGCUGUUUUAACACCCCGUCCAUUGAGAAACCCUAAGGGAGCGCUGGGGGUGGAGGGUAUUCCCUGGGUGACUGGUGGAGCAAUGGUUUGGCUAUGGAGUGCCUUAACACACCUUACCUUCUUCAAAUCCCCAACUCUUCGCGGCUCGUAGCCACUGUUCUCUUUUAAAAUCAGGAUAAGUUGAAAAGGUUUUUUUUUUUUUUUUUUUUUUUUUUUUAAGAGAGGCAAAUUAACUAUCCGUCGUUGGGCACCAAAGGGUUUUUUUAUAUAAAUUGUCUUCCUGAGCACUCCACCUUCGCCCCUUUCUCAGACAGUUUCCCUUUAAUUAGUGCAAGGAUGAGAGAUGCUCUGGACUCUUUAUUCUGUGGUUCAGAAAUAACCAUGUGAGCUGUAUACAGCAAGGCAAAACUAACUCUACUUUCUCUCCUUUCUUCUCCCCUUGACUGUAAAAUCCUUGGUCCCAGAGCUCUGUCCCUAUGAAGGAAGGAGGUUGGCUACCAAAGUAUUACUGUAAUGGCCAGUAUAGCUGCACUCAUUCAGAUCCCUGUUCCCAACUUCUAACCCUGUGAUUUUUUUUUUUGUUUUGUUACGUUGACUAGUGGCCAAUCAAAACCAUUGGUAGCCUUUUAUGAAAUAUCCUAAGCCUCUUUCUGAAAUGCUUUCUGUGAUGAUGCAUCGCUCUGAGAAUAAUGCAGCCUCUGAGAGGAGCUUUUUGGGAAGAUGGGAUGCUAGGGGAGUGGUAGGUCUUGCCAGCACUGCUGCUGGCCUAUGGAGCAGAAGUUUUGUGUGCAGUCUGCAAGCAGCUGCCGGUUGGGUAGUCCAGGCUGGGGAGUCUGGAAGUGAUGAGCUGAGUUCCCAUCUGGAGGUGUUGCCCUCAGAUCACCAGAGGAUCUUUGUUUUAGGCUACAGGUGUCUGACUGACAGAUUCAUUUGUUCAAGCAGUAGAAAUCUUGCUGAGAGGAGAGCUGCCAUCCAGAGAGCUCUGACAGAUGGUCUGAACUUCAACCUGAAUGUGUUUGGGUAGGGAAGGAAGAGGGCUUGAAGAUAUAAAUGAGAAGAUCUUUCUCCCCAUCGUCUUCCUGAAGGAGGCUAGUAGUAUUUUUACACUUUUUGGUAUUGCUCUCACCUUUUUUUUUUUUUUCCUCUCCAACCUGGCUGAAAGAGCAGCUUUCAGGUUCCUCCUGAGGCAGUGCUUCCCACUGCCAGCUGCUUGGUGGUGCUGGGAGGCAGCAGUGGGAGCCCUUCACUCCUCCCUCAGCCCUCCUCUGAUGCGAGAGCACCCUCUGCAGCUUCCUCCAUGGCUCCAGCCCAGCAUCCCCUCUCUCUUCCUUAAGAUCCAGCAUAUAUCUAUCCUUAAACACUAUGCAACUUUGUACGUUUGCGUAGCGGGGAAGAAAUUAUUAUCUGACACACACUGGUGCUAUUAAUUAUUUCAAAUUUAUAUUUUUUGUGUGAAUGUGAUAUUUUUUUUUCCGUUUUUAUCAUGAUUAUAGUGUGAGGAAGUCUCUCGUGUGCAUGUGUAUGCGUGUGUAAAUAUACUCAGCCAUAUUUCCAGAGUGGCACAGCCUGGCCUCCUCUACGUGCUUUCCCCUGUAACCAUCACGGCACGUGCACCACGUAUCGCUUCUGUCCAUAUAACCCCCUUGGAGCCCGCUGUUUCCUCUAGCAGGGCUCCCACCCUCUUCCCCCAAUGCGUGUUCUCAGCAUCCACAUGGCAUGGGGCCAGCAGUGACCCACGCCUGCUGCUGCAGCCGGGGGACGGGCGCUUUGUGCCCUCCAGGUUCUGGCCGCGAUGCUCUGGGAGCGGCGGCAGUUUCGCAGCUGGACUGUGAGGAGCUGGAGCGCUGUCGGGACCCGGUGUUGAGGUGGUCAGAGCUGGGUUUGGGGUUCAGACCUCUGUGCAAGGAGUGAGGACGUAGCUGGAGGCUGAGCACAUUCUCAAACUGCUGUGGGGAGAGGGGAUGUUUCUAGCAAACCCUGCCUCUCUCUUAUACCCAUCUUCCUAGAGUUCUUGCAAUUUACCAAAAACUGCCUUGGGGUUUGCCCCCACCUGUGAACAUACCAAUCCCACCCCUGGAGGAGAGUUUCCCUAUGCUUGCCCACACUCGUGGGACCUUCACAUCAGUGUUUUCUGGCUGGCUGCUCUGGUCAGAUGGCUGUCUAACCACGUCACCUCUCUGCCAAGGCUGUGAGAAGAGCAGAUGUGAAGAUGCGCGCAUGCCCUGGCUGACCUCAGGCCUAAGGUUUCCUGCUUUCUCUUCUAUUUUUUUUUGUUGUUGUUAAGCUGUUUUUAACAGAAUUUUAUUUUUAAAUAAAAAAAAAAAACUUUAUAAGCGAUCUCUUAAUCACUACUGCAUUACAGCCAUUACUCAUUGUAUAAGUCCAGUUAUUUCUUUGCGUAAGGUGAUGUUGGGACAGCUGCUGGUGGGGUGCUGGGUGUCGCGGGCAGCGCGUGGCGGUCCCUUCAUCACUUGAUUCCUGACUGUGGCCCCCUCAGUAUGUGCCUUCACUUCAGCUUUUUUGCCUUAAUCUGUGGUCUCGCUGUCUGGGGCGGUGAACAAAAUGCAACACUUGCAGUUUUUAUGUAUAAAACAGUAUUUCUUAUUUAUAAUAAAGUCUGAAUAUUUGUAACCCCCUAUA
Anas platyrhynchos (mallard) is the source of this 7413-nucleotide messenger RNA. It is a transcript of the gene LAMC1, whose product is annotated as laminin subunit gamma 1. Gene Ontology annotation, biological process: axon guidance; tissue development; animal organ morphogenesis. The record is from RefSeq and is a predicted model, not a curated record. Gene Ontology annotation, cellular component: basement membrane. NCBI's taxonomy places the organism in Eukaryota, Metazoa, Chordata, Aves, Anseriformes, Anatidae.